UCAGGCAGCAAACAAGCUAAGCUCGCAACAGGGGCUGCUGAUUUAUUUAGAGUAUUACAAAGUGCAGGUUCGUUCGGCUGGGGUUGCCUUGCAGUGGUUUGGCAGAGUUCGGACUUGCGGUCGGGCUUGCUGCAGUCGGCGACGGCAGAAGCCAGUCGGUUGGCCUCCCGUAGUAGGCAGUGAUGGAGAAGACUGAGUACAUCGAUGUCCCUGAGUGGGUGAUAAUCCACGAGCUCUACGAAGGCGAGAACUCGCAUGAAGCAUUUGAACUGGACUUUGACCGUGCCCUCGAAGCAGGCCCAGCGUCCAUCAUUGUGGAGCCCCGGCGGCUAGGGGAGGAAACGGCGCGCUGGAUUGCACUUGGAAACUGCCUUCAUCAGACAUCCCUCCUGUCUGGAAUUGGAUCACUAGCAACAACACUUCUCCUGUGCCCACCAUCACCUACGCCAUCUUCUGCUCACACCCUGUUUGUGAUUGGCACCCCAUUGGCCGGCGUCAGCGCCUUCUGUGCUGCCGUCUACUCGCUCUCGUGGGCAACCGACCCCUGCAUCCACUACCAGGUCGAGAAAGAUCGGGCUGUCCUCGAUCGGCUACCGCUGAGGGAACUGGCCAAUCCACAGCCGCUUGUGCUGGUGCGCAGGGACGAGCGAAAAAAGCGAGCGGCACACCUCGUCACAACAGGCCUGGCUGUCGGUGUGGUGUUGUGGAGGCUAUACCAAGUGUGGCGCAAUGGGGACUCUGGAGCCCUGCCAGCAUACAGCUAGGGCUCAUCAUAUAGGCACAGGCAACACCAUUUAAAUACAAAGUAUCUAGACAUCAACAAACAAGUAUGUGGAGGUGGCAACGGUGAUAGUGGUGAACUCCAGCUGCUUUAGGCUGCUGAUUGCUAACGAGGACAAACAAGCUUUGCCCUUGCACAUAAUGAGCAGGAAGCUGUGGCCUUGUUGACCAUUUUGUUUCGAUAGCUAAAAAUAUUUGAUUAUCUUUCUUGAUUGAUAUUUGUGUGUAAGAAGUGCAAAGAAACUUGUUCAUGUGCAGAGGAUCAUAUGAAAUCUAGUUUGCCUCGCAUAUGUAAAAUAUUCUUGAAAAAUGGAUGCAAAUAUAAAAGACGAGUGCCUUGUUUAAAAUGCUGUGUGAAGAUCUGUGCCCAAGCUGCAACUGCGAGUUUGGUCGUUUUGGUGUGCCCACAGUGACUGGGCACCCAAGGUGAUGGACAAACUGAAGCAGCUUUUGUGCAAUUAAUGCAAUGUCUGCAAGCUUUAUUUGAAGGCUGCAUAAUAUGGUUAUGCUUAGAAAAAGGAGGAACUAAUUGCCUCUUAUAACGCGUUCAAAACAAUUACUCGUACUUAUACAAAGGAGAGAAAGGAAUGAGUUUCGGUUGUUUCUUGGAAUUACAUUUUUUUUUAUCUUUUGCUUUAGUCUAAAGGCAGCUGUGGAAAAGAAAAAUGGUACUUAUUGUAUCUUGUUGAGAAAUAUUUUGGAAAGCAGAUAGCUUGCCCAUAUGCAUUAAACAAUGUUCUCAUUAAACAUUCACCAUGCCUCCAUGUAAA
Messenger RNA from Dermacentor albipictus, 1550 nucleotides. RefSeq names its product Transmembrane protein Pmi (gene Pmi). Gene Ontology annotation, biological process: inner mitochondrial membrane organization. Gene Ontology annotation, cellular component: mitochondrial inner membrane. Lineage: Eukaryota; Metazoa; Arthropoda; Arachnida; Ixodida; Ixodidae. The record is from RefSeq and is a predicted model, not a curated record.